This is a messenger RNA of Penicillium soppii, 936 nucleotides long. RefSeq names its product oxidase ustYa family protein. Lineage: Eukaryota; Fungi; Ascomycota; Eurotiomycetes; Eurotiales; Aspergillaceae. Bases 1 to 936 code for a protein of 311 amino acids. The transcript has 5 exons. Gene Ontology annotation, biological process: mycotoxin biosynthetic process. The record is from RefSeq and is a predicted model, not a curated record.
AUGGGUGCAGGGGACCUUGAGAAAGAAGAGCGAAAUAGUAUGUCGCCUACGCGACCAUUCCUCGACACCAAUAAUUACAAUGAUCGAGAAUCUGGCGACUAUGAAGAACUUGAACAACAAAGACCGUAUCGACCCGAAUCCUGGGCACGAAGACACAGGACAGCACUGGCGGUGCAUGGCUUUAUGGUCCUCUUCUAUAUCAGCCUCAUGGUUUCGUCUUGGAAGGAUCUUUUGGUGAAGGAACACUUUAGGCGAUAUCGACCUGAAUUGUUCACGCCUGUGCAUGAUCAUAUCGAGACCAAAGUUACAAUCAUUCACGAUCAGCCCAGCGAUGUCAAUGCUAGCCCUUAUGUGGGCACGCCAAGUCCAGAAGUCGACGAUGCUUGGUAUCGACUUUUGCGUCAUCACAAUAUUCGCAUUAUGGAGGACGAGCUCCGGGCAAUGAACCAAACCUCUAUCCCCCUCCAUGACGGAAGCGGAUACCAAGGAAUGAUGGCCGUCUUCCACGAGCUUCAUUGCUUGAAACUCGUUCGCGAAACCGUCCACGCGGACUACUAUUAUGCAGACAAAUCUCCCGCCGAGAGAGCCAUGUUAAUCGGUCAUACAGAGCACUGUAUCGACAUUCUCCGCUCAUCAAUCAUGUGUCGCGCCGACACCGCCAUCUUCCCAUACCACUGGAACAAUGCCACUCGGCUUCCGAAUCCCACCUGGAUGCAGAAACACGAAUGUGUGAACUGGGACUCCCUUGAGGGAUGGUUGGAGAGCCGACGGGUUGACAUCUUUGCUCCUAAUAUGCUGGUGCAUCCGAAAUAUGGUGAAUUUGCCUUUCUGCCAGUGGAAUUGUUGGUUAACGUAAACCACACAGGUCCCGCAUAUCCGGGAGGGAAGAGGAUUUCAGAGCCAAAUGGACCCAAAGUGUAUCCUUUGGAUCAAUGA